Aspergillus calidoustus is the source of this 378-nucleotide messenger RNA. Lineage: Eukaryota; Fungi; Ascomycota; Eurotiomycetes; Eurotiales; Aspergillaceae. The record is from the annotation of a GenBank genome assembly.
AUGCCGGCUAUCUACGAGCGCAUCUCGCAAGACCUGGUCGCGCAGGAACGCACCCUGUGGACGACCCUAACCUCGGCCGACCCGGCGCCGGAACUCGAGCGCUUCACCCACCCCGAGGGUGUCCUCCUAUUCCCCAAGAAGGACAUCAUUACCGUCGACAAACUCCAAGAGGCGUUCAGCAAGCCGUUCCAUCGAUUCGACGAGUACGAUUUGCAGGAUGUGCGGACGAUUGUGAUUGAUCUGAUGGCGGGCACUGUGACGUAUCGCAUCCGGGCCAGGCGUGACAACAACCACUACCACGCCACAGGCUCCUCGACCUGGGGGCAGGGCUCCGACGGCGAAUGGCGGUUGAUUUCGCACCAGGAGACGCUGCUGUGA